CGGAGUUGGCUCCUGAGCGCGGGGAGCGGGGCCACCCGCGCCGCCCCACCAUUACCUCCCCGGGCGGCAAGGAGGAGCUGGUGGCGGUCGCCUCCCGGCUGUGGCAGCGGCGGCGGCGCGCCUGCCUGGCGGCCGUCGGCGUACUCCUGGCCAUGGCGCUCGGGCUGCUCAUCGCGGUGCCCCUGCUGCUGCAGGCGGCGCCCCCCGGUGCGGCGCACUACGAGAUGAUGGGCACCUGCCGCAUGAUCUGCGACCCGUACAGCGCCGCGCCCGGAGGGGGCCCCGCGGGCGCCAAGGCGCCGCCGCCCGGACCCAGCACCGCUGCCCUGGAAGUCAUGCAGGACCUCAGCGCCAACCCUCCGCCCCCCUUUAUCCAGGGACCCAAGGGCGACCCAGGGCGACCUGGCAAACCAGGGCCCCGGGGUCCCCCUGGAGAACCUGGUCCGCCUGGGCCCAGAGGCCCUCCAGGGGAGAAGGGCGACUCGGGAAGGCCAGGGCUGCCCGGGCUGCAGCUGACAACGAGCGCGGCCGGUGGCGUCGGAGUGGUGGGCGGCGGAGCCGGGGGCGGCGGCGAUCCCGAGGGCGAAGUGACCAGCGCGCUGAGCGCCGCCUUCAGUGGCCCCAAGAUCGCUUUCUACGUCGGACUCAAGAGCCCCCACGAAGGCUACGAGGUGCUCAAGUUCGACGACGUGGUCACCAAUCUGGGUAAUCACUACGACCCCACCACGGGCAAGUUCAGCUGCCAGGUGCGAGGAAUCUACUUCUUCACCUACCACAUCCUCAUGCGCGGCGGCGACGGCACCAGCAUGUGGGCAGAUCUCUGCAAGAACGGACAGGUCCGAGCCAGCGCCAUCGCUCAAGACGCAGACCAGAACUACGACUACGCCAGUAACAGCGUGGUGUUGCACCUGGAUUCGGGGGACGAGGUGUACGUGAAGCUGGACGGCGGGAAGGCGCACGGUGGCAAUAACAACAAGUACAGCACGUUUUCGGGCUUUCUUCUGUACCCGGAUUAG
Molecule: messenger RNA, 1016 nt
Organism: Dipodomys ordii (Ord's kangaroo rat)
Lineage: Eukaryota; Metazoa; Chordata; Mammalia; Rodentia; Heteromyidae
Gene: C1ql2
Product: complement component 1, q subcomponent-like 2
Exons: 2
Coding region: 153-1016 (287 amino acids)
Molecular function (GO): protein binding
Source: RefSeq, a predicted model, not a curated record